Copidosoma floridanum is the source of this 1540-nucleotide messenger RNA. RefSeq names its product Inositol 1,4,5-triphosphate kinase 2 (gene IP3K2). Gene Ontology annotation, cellular component: nucleus; cytoplasm. Gene Ontology annotation, biological process: phosphatidylinositol phosphate biosynthetic process; inositol phosphate biosynthetic process. The record is from RefSeq and is a predicted model, not a curated record. Lineage: Eukaryota; Metazoa; Arthropoda; Insecta; Hymenoptera; Encyrtidae. Gene Ontology annotation, molecular function: inositol hexakisphosphate kinase activity.
AAAAAAAAAAAAAAAAAAAAAAAAAAAAAAAAAAAUGAUGCAGGAGGUGUCGUGCGAGCGGGUGAUCCCGAAGAUCGUGUACACGCGGGCGAGCCUCUGCGACGAGGAGUUGGAGCUGGACUGGGAGAGCAGCAGCCGAAAGUCGCAGAGCAGCCUGGCGCGGCAGAAGAGGAUAGCCCGUAGCCGAGUGCGGAGGAAUUCGAGGCGAUCGGCGAGCAGCUGCCUCAGCGCCUCGGACUACCGGAGGUCGUCCUCCUCCUCGAGGAGUCCGUCCCCGGUUAGGAGGCAAAAGGGGGGAGACGAGGGCUACAGGCAGUACCUUUUGGACGUACCUGCGCCCGUCCUUGGCAAUGGCAAUGGUCUCGAGUGGGGCGAGAACUGCAGUGGCGACGAUCUCAGCUCCGAGUGGGACUCGGACCAGAGUGCCAAAGAUUGCGGGCCUGGUGCCGAUGGCGAGGGAAUUCGAGACCGGCCCGUCUUACCUAAGACGUCCGGCUGGAGAAAACUGAGGAACAUCGUUCACUGGACGCCGUUCUUUCAGACGUACAAAAAACACCGAUAUCCAUGGGUGCAGUUAGCGGGUCACCAGGGCAACUUUCGCUCCGGUCCGAUGCCCGGCACCAUCCUCAAGAAGCUGUGUCCGCAAGAGGAGGCCUGCUUCCGGCUUUUGAUGCACGACGUGCUCAGGCCCUACGUCCCCGAGUACAAGGGAGUGCUCGACGUCAGGGAAUACGAGGACCAAGAAAAGACCAACGCCAAUGACAUGACCGUGACCAACAGCAGCAACGAAACGACGGAAAACGAGAAAGCGAACGACAAGGGUACGAUAGUCGCUUCGUACCUGCAAUUACAAGAUCUGCUGGGCGAGUUCGAUCAGCCCUGUGUCAUGGAUUGCAAAAUUGGCGUCCGAACGUAUCUCGAGUCUGAGCUCGCUAAGGCCAAAGAACGACCCAAGCUGCGCAAAGACAUGUACGAGAAAAUGGUGCAGGUCGACCCGAGCGCCCCGAGCCCCGAGGAGCGCCGACUCCAGGGCGUGACGAAGCCAAGGUACAUGGUGUGGCGUGAAACUCUGUCCAGCACGGCGACCCUCGGCUUCCGCGUCGAGGGCAUGAAACUCGCGCGCGGAGGCUCGACCAAGGACUUCAAGACCACCAGGACCCGAGAGCAGGUGACGGAAGCCCUGCGCCGGUUCGUGGAAGGCUACCCGCACGCCGUGGCCAAGUACCUGCAACGGCUGAAGGCGAUCCGCGCGACCCUGAAGGCGUCCCCGUUCUUCGCUAGCCACGAGGUCGUCGGCUCGUCCCUCUUGUUCGUCCACGACGCCAAGAACGCCGGCGUCUGGAUGAUCGACUUUGCCAAGACCCUGCCGCUACCGCCCCACUUGGGCCGCAUCAGGCACGACGCCGAGUGGCAGGUCGGCAACCACGAGGACGGAUACCUCAUAGGCGUCAACAACCUCAUCGGCAUCCUCGAGGAUAUCAAAGACACCGACCCCGUCUACCAGUGCCACAACGUCUCGUGAACUUUGUACCAUCAUUUU